Botrytis cinerea B05.10 is the source of this 2017-nucleotide messenger RNA. RefSeq lists its product as hypothetical. The coding region runs from base 67 to 1929 and encodes 620 amino acids. The record is from RefSeq and is a predicted model, not a curated record. The transcript has 2 exons. Gene Ontology annotation, molecular function: oxidoreductase activity, acting on CH-OH group of donors; flavin adenine dinucleotide binding. NCBI's taxonomy places the organism in Eukaryota, Fungi, Ascomycota, Leotiomycetes, Helotiales, Sclerotiniaceae.
GAUGACAGGAUAUUUUCAAACCCAAAGUUUGAUCUUAUACAAACAAUACUAGCUCUAGACUUCAUCAUGUCUUUGGGAAAUAAAGACGAAAACACCUUUGACGUAAUAAUCGUCGGCGGCGGAACAGCAGGUAGCGUCCUGGCAGCACGCCUCUCAUCUACCCCCACUCUUCGUAUCCUCGUGCUCGAAGCAGGUCAAAAUCGCAACUCAGACCCCAAAGUCAGUACCCCAGGCUUUGCUGGUUCAGUAUUUGGAAAUCAGAAUUAUGAUUGGGGGUUCCGGACUGUGUCGGAGAAGGGUUUGAAUGGUAGAGUGAUUUUGCAACCACGAGGCAAGCUAUGGGGUGGAAGUAGCGCAAUUAAUUCACAUGCAUUGGUUUAUCCAUCGAGCGCAUAUCAUGAUGCAUGGGGAAGCUUACUGGGUGCUGGGAAAGGCUGGGAUUGGGAUGGGAUUGGGAAGUAUUAUACGAGAUUUCAAAAAUUGCAGGAACCUGGCGAGGAGGUUAAGCGAGAAUUAGAGAUUGGAGACUUUGCGAUGGAAGGUGGGCAUAUCCGCAAGCAUGACGAGAGCGAGUAUGAGGAGGUAAUUCAAGCGUCCUACCCUGUGACUUUACAUCCGAUGCAGAAAGCUUGGACAGAUGCGAUCCAAGAUCUAGGAUAUAGCUCGUCAAAGAACCCAGUCGAGGGAGAUGUUCUCGGAGGGUCUACGACGACGAAUGCUAUUGAUUCUUUCAGAGGCGAAAGAAGUCAUGCCGGGGUCGCAUUUCUGGAGCCAUCAAUUAAACGAGGCAAUCUUGUCGUCAAAAGUAACGUGCUGGUGAAUAAGAUAAUAUUUGGAGAGGAGAAGAGGGACGGCAAGGUUGUUGCAAUUGGUGUCCUUUACAGCCAAGAGAAUGGGGAAACUGUGAUUGCUCAUGCGAGUCGAGAAGUCGUGGUAUGCGCUGGGACAUUUGGAUCGCCAAAAUUACUGGAGCUAUCCGGCAUUGGGCAACGUGAAAGACUUAAUACUGCGGGUAUCGAAUGUCUUCGUGAACUUGGAGGUGUCGGCGAAAACCUCCAAGACCAUCUGAACUUUGGGCCUUCCGUGGAAGUGUUAGAUAAUAUCGAAACAGCAGAUGUCGCUGCUCGAGAUCCCUCAAUAAUUGAAGCCGCCAAAAAGCUGUACGAGGCCAAGCACACAGGUCGGUUUGCAGAAGGUGCUGCAUAUAGUUUCUCCUAUCUGCCACUAAAAUUCUUCAACUCAGAAGAAGAAGAACGUGAAUUAACAGCUCUCGUCAACAAGACCCUACUGGAGAGCUCAUCAACAGUCAGCAAGGGAUUGAAAGCUCAGUAUGAUAUCAUAAAGCGCAUUAUAUUCGACCCAGAAGAAGCAUCUUCGACAAUUUUUAUGACGCGGAAACAACGAUACACUCCGAUUGCUACACCCGCACCAGGGAACUACAUGACCAUAUUAGCUAUGCUUUCCUACCCUUUCUCUCGCGGGAGCUCUCAUAUCGCAACUGCUGACCCCAUUGAGCAUCCUGAAAUCAAAAUCAACUACCUCGAACAUCCCCUAGAUGCCGAAAUGCUGUCUCGCCAUAUAAUCCAAAUCGGUCAAUUGUUGGAACAGCCCAAGCUGUCUGCACUUCUCAAGCCAGAUGGCAACACCUUACCGAGUGGAUUUCCUCGCCACACCAAAAGUGUAGAGGAAGUGACACGCUUCAUUCGCCAAUUCGGAGCGACGAAUUACCAUCCUGUAGGAACCUGUGCUAUGAUGAGUGAGGAUCUGGAUGGGGUCGUUGACGAGAAUUUGAUUGUGUAUGGAACGGCGAAUAUGAGGGUUUGUGAUGCGAGCGUCAUCCCGAUUGAACCUCGUGGGAAUGUCUUGAGUACUGUCUAUGCGACGGCAGAGAAGGGGGCGGAUAUUUUGAAGAGAGAUCUGGAGUUUUGAUACAUAUAUUAGGAUUGAAUAGAGCAAGUUUCAGAUACACACAGUUUUAGAUUUUGUUGUAGACAAUUUGACGAGAUUACUGUAAUCA